Messenger RNA from Cryphonectria parasitica EP155, 1531 nucleotides. RefSeq names its product Bromodomain-containing protein. The record is from RefSeq and is a predicted model, not a curated record. The transcript is spliced from 3 exons. Gene Ontology annotation, molecular function: protein binding; histone H3 acetyltransferase activity. NCBI's taxonomy places the organism in Eukaryota, Fungi, Ascomycota, Sordariomycetes, Diaporthales, Cryphonectriaceae. Gene Ontology annotation, biological process: positive regulation of transcription by RNA polymerase II; chromatin remodeling. Gene Ontology annotation, cellular component: histone acetyltransferase complex. Bases 1 to 1206 code for a protein of 401 amino acids.
AUGCACAUCGACAAGGGCAAGCGAAAGGCCAGUGAGGACCCGGAGUCUCCUGUUGCUGCUAAGCGCAUUAAGCAUGAUGACUCAGCCGAGCCCGAGGAGCCCAAGCCGCUCAAAGUGCCUGCUAUUCCAUUUCCUGAGAAGGCUGGUGUUCUCGAGGAGCGUAGUGGCGAGAUCGAGUUUCGUGUUGUGAACAACGAUAACGAGCGCGAAAGCCUGAUCAUCCUGACCGGCCUCAAGUGUAUCUUCCAGAAACAGCUUCCCAAGAUGCCCAAGGACUAUAUUGCACGCCUCGUCUACGACAGGACGCACUUGUCGAUAGCGAUCGUCAAGAAGCCUCUCGAAGUCGUGGGUGGCAUCACCUUCAGGCCCUUUAGGGACCGCAAGUUUGCCGAGAUCGUCUUUUGCGCCAUCUCUUCAGACCAGCAAGUCAAGGGAUACGGAGCACAUCUAAUGGCACAUCUCAAAGACUAUGUCAAAGCUACGAGCCCGGUCAUGCACUUCUUGACCUAUGCCGACAAUUACGCCAUUGGCUAUUUCAAGAAGCAGGGGUUCACCAAAGAGAUCACCCUCGACAAGUCCGUCUGGAUGGGAUACAUCAAGGACUACGAGGGCGGCACCAUCAUGCAGUGCACCAUGCUGCCCCGGGUCCGCUACCUCGAGACGGGACGCAUGCUUCUUAAACAAAAGGAAGCUGUUAUGGCCAAGAUCCGGGCCUUCUCCAAGUCCCACGUCGUCCACCAGCCACCCAAGCAGUGGAAGAACAGCGUCACACCGAUCGACCCCAUGAAGAUUGAGGCCAUCAAGAACUCAGGCUGGUCUCCCGAGAUGGACGAGCUGGCCCGCCAGCCCCGCCGCGGCGCCAACUACAACCAGCUCCUCCACCUACUGAACGCCAUGCAGAACCACCAGAGCGCGUGGCCCUUCCUGGUGCCCGUCAACCGGGACGAGGUGCAGGACUACUAUGAAGUGAUCAAGGAGCCCAUGGACCUGUCCACCAUGGAACAAAAGCUCGAGAUGGACCAGUACCCCUCCCCUGAGGACUUCCUCAAGGAUGCCAUGCUCAUCUUCAAGAACUGUCGGCAGUACAAUAGUGAAGGAACGCCGUAUACGAAGAUGGCCAAUAAGCUCGAGAAGUUCAUGUGGUCCAAAAUCCGUGAGAUUCCUGAAUGGAGCCAUUAUGAGGAGGAGUACGCUUCCAAGAAAUGAAAAGCUCAAGUCUGCUUUGUAAAGGGGGAAAAGAAAAUCCUGUUUGUCCCUUGCUAUUUUUUUCGCGGAUGGCCUUGCCUUUUUCUUCUUCUUUUUUUCUUUCUCUUCUCCUUCGUUCCUCUGUGUAGAAGAUUUCCGGGGUAUGCUUGCUGGUUGUCACACAAGGCUCUGGUUUUACUCUUCUUCUUACAAGGCGGUGGGAGCCGUCGGUCUCUACGGCAAGGAAUAGUCAUAGCACGGCGCUGGUGGAUAUAUGCCAUACCAAUUUGAUUUGAUUUCUUUGUAAUAAUAAAAAAAAACAAAUAACAAUACGCGUCCAUAAUUG